GUGGAGUGUAACGUUCAAACUAGCAUAAACCAAAUCUUGAAUAAAUCUAAGAGUACAGAUCCCUUACCAGAUAAAUGGACAUUUAGCAAAUGAGAGAGUUCAAAAAUCAAAAUCAGCCUUGGAAGACGACAACCAGGGAGGGAUAAUGUCUUUACUCUCAACCACACUCCUUCUUCUUCUUCUAUUUUGUUGUCAUGUCUUCUCAGCUCCCCACUCAGUAGCCGCAGCAAGUCAGAGACAGAACAUCCCUGGCUUCAUCUACACAAGAAGCAGAGGAAGAUGCACUCCACAGUUCUGGAGUGGGAGGAGAGAGGCAUGGCCGCGUAUGGUACCGGAGACAUCAACGGUGACGAACGUAUUCGGGUCAAGAGUAUACGAACGGUACAGAUCUGAUCUGACAUUGCUGGAAGCCACGGAGAGGAACGACGAGGAAGGGAACCCCUUCAGAGCCUUGUUGAAGGAAGGCACCGCAGCGUUGCUGAACUCUUACGCCAGAGAGGGUUUCCCUUAUAAGCCAUGGCAGGUCAAGACUCUGCUCAUUCAAGCGUUGGUCUCUGAGGCUUCAGCUACUUCUCAAGCCAAGCACUUCUCAUUGGCUAAUCAUGCUUGCUCUUAGUUUGUUUGUUUUGAAGAUUCAUGGGAUUGGGAAGAGGAAUGGCUAUUGGCUUCUAAUUGUUUUGUUGGAAUCACAUUUUAGCCAUGUUUUCUGUAUUUUUGUGUGUGUGUGUUUUGCUUGUAUAUUAUAGACUGGAAAUGAGAAAUCACUACUCUAUGAUGUGAUUUGGAAUGUUAAGGAGGUUGAUCAUUGAAUCGAUGAUAUGUGGCUGGGAAUUUUGUGAUGAUGCAAAAUUGGAUUUCUUCA
Molecule: messenger RNA, 862 nt
Organism: Lotus japonicus
Lineage: Eukaryota; Viridiplantae; Streptophyta; Magnoliopsida; Fabales; Fabaceae
Exons: 2
Coding region: 146-616 (156 amino acids)
Source: RefSeq, a predicted model, not a curated record